Molecule: messenger RNA, 1200 nt
Organism: Trichomonas vaginalis G3
Lineage: Eukaryota; Parabasalia; Trichomonadida; Trichomonadidae
Product: galactokinase protein
Exons: 1
Coding region: 1-1200 (399 amino acids)
Biological process (GO): galactose metabolic process; carbohydrate phosphorylation
Cellular component (GO): cytosol; cytoplasm
Molecular function (GO): galactokinase activity; ATP binding
Source: RefSeq, a predicted model, not a curated record
AUGUCUUUCACAGCAAGCGACAAGCUUGUCCAGGAGAUGAUCCCAGUCUUCGAAAAGGAAUUCGGCGUCAAGCCACAAUUCGCAGGCCGUGCUCCAGGCCGUGUUAACCUCAUUGGUGAGCACAUUGACUACUGCGGCUUCUCUGUUUUCCCAAUGGCUCUUGAGGGAAAGUUCACAACAGCUCUUCUUGCUUCCAACGAGAGUGGACUCCUCCGUAUCCGCAACCUUGAUUCCCAUCUCAAGGGUUCCGAUGUCAAGAUCGCCGAAAAGAAGCUCCUUGGCGAGGGUUGGGUUCAGUACGUUGAAUCAGCCGUCAAGACAUUCCUUGAGACAUUCAACCAGCACGUCAAUGGCCUUGAUGUCCUCAUCAGCGGCAACGUUCCACUUGCUUCUGGUCUUUCCUCAUCUGCAGCUCUUCUUUGCGCUGUUGCUAUGGGCCUUGACCUCCUUACAGGCGGUGGUGCUGACAAGGGCAAGCUGGUCGAGAAGUGCGUUGAAGCCGAGCACCGUGUUGGUGUCAUGUGCGGUGGUAUGGACCAGGCUAUCUCCAUCCUCGGUGAGAAGGACCAUGCUUGCGUCAUCUCAUUCGUUCCAAAGAUCACAGCCAAGCCAGUCAAGCUCCCACCAGCUCACUUCGUUGUUGCCCACACAGGUGUUGCCGCUGCUAAGCUUGCUACAGCUGAUGACUGCUACAACCGCCGUGUUGAAGAAGUUCGCCGCGCUGCUGAGCUCAUGAUGCCAGGCGCUAAGACAAUCGGCGAAGUUGUUGCCAAGCUUGGUUGGGAAGGUGCUAUGGAAGCUGCCAAGAAGCUCCCAGAACGCGAAGGCAAACUCGUUCUCCGCGAUCGCGCUGUUCAUGUUGUUGGCGAAGCUCACCGUGUUAUUAAGAUGGACGGUGCUUCCCUCCAGCAGUGGGGCGAGCUCAUGAAGGAAUCCCAUGCUUCCUGCCGCGACCUCUACAAGUGCUCCUGCGAAGCUCUCGAUGCUCUUGUCGAGACUGGUCUUAAGAAUGGCGCUCUUGGUGGCCGUCUUACUGGUGCUGGCUGGGGUGGCUGCACAGUUUUCAUCCUUGCUCCAGAUGCUGAUCCAGCUAAGUUCAUUGAGAACGUUAAGAAACAAUUCUACGAGCCACGUGGCGUCAAGGAUCCAAUCAUCUUCGCUACAAAUGCUGGCGAGGGUGCUGCUGCUUUCAAGUUCUAA